Drosophila kikkawai is the source of this 790-nucleotide messenger RNA. Its product is annotated as dynein regulatory complex protein 8. Lineage: Eukaryota; Metazoa; Arthropoda; Insecta; Diptera; Drosophilidae. Gene Ontology annotation, molecular function: calcium ion binding. The record is from RefSeq and is a predicted model, not a curated record.
AAGUAGUAGCCGGUUACAUUGUUGUUAAAGUGCCUGUGAAACACAAAACAAACUGAUGAAAAAUUAUUAGUAAAACGCAUCCAUAAUUUUUUAAAUAAAAUAAAAAAUAACUCCUUCGGCAUGGAAGUUGGUGUUACCUUAAACAACGAACUUGAGGUUCAGAUUGCGGAAGCCUUUUGCAUCUUCGACACGCAUGGGGAUAAGUACAUUGACACCCGCAACGUGGGCAACGUCCUCCGCUUCCUGGGCUGCGUUCCCACAGAGAAGGAGGUCCUUGAGGUCAUGAAAGCCACAGACUCCGUGGACUACCCGGGAGAGGCUCACUUGGCCAAAUUCGUGGCCCACGUCUCCGUUCUGCUCAUGGAUCACAAAAUGGAACCGGCGUCUCCUGCAAAGAUACUGGAGGCCUUUGAAGCCUUGGACCCGGAGAACAAGAAGUACCUAACCAAAGAGUACUUCGGCAAACUGAUGGCCGAGGAUGGCGAGCCGUUCACGGAGCAGGAGCUGGAGGCGAUGUGGCCGGUGGCCAUAGAUCCGAUUACCGGAACCAUUCCCUUCACCUUCUACAUCAACCAACUGAAGCACAAGGCAAAAAUCUACGAAGUAGCUGAUGUGGUGAAGGAGGAAUUGGCCCAGGCUGAAAAGGAGAAGGGUAAAAAACCCCCGCCAACAGUACCGGUGCCUUAAAUACGGAGCAUAAAAAAGUCGAUUUGGUUUUCUAAAUUAUGUGUAUGUAAAACAUCUAUUUAUAAGCUGGCAAACACUUAAAAAAUAAAUGAGUUCAUACAUU